AUGGAGGGAGGGGAACCAGCUCCGCAUCGUCUCCUGACGGUUGCCUUCAAGAUGUACUUGGGAAUCACCCCGAGUGUGGCCUGUCACAACUCAAGCAGACAUGAAUUCUCCCUGAUUCUGGACAAGAACCCCCUGGCAGAGUUUGUGGAGGAGCUCCCUGCGGGUCGACCUGCGCUGUGCUACUGCAACUUACUGUGUGGCAUCAUCAGAGGAGCCCUGGAGAUGGUUCAUUUGGCUGCUGAUGUUACAUUCUUGCAAGACAGACUAAAAGGCGACAGUGUGACAGAAAUUGGAAUAACAUUUCUAAAAAAGCUGGACGAGAGAAAAUAUAGACGGAAAAAAUGAAGACCGGCAGUCAGAGCGCCGGUAGCUAGCUGAACAGCAAGUAUUAGCCAAGCACACAGCCACAGAAGUUUUGCAUUGCCUGAUGGCAUGGGCUUUGACAGGCUUAUGAAUCUUAAUGUGCAUCACACGUUUUCAGGAUUUCAGACACAAAUAGCUCCUUAUAAAACAGCAAGCAUGAAUUCCACAUAUUACUCAAUCCAGCCUCAGCCAGUCUCUCUAUCCAAAUACCUGUGGCAAUCGGAAAAAAAUGGAUGAAAUGAUACAGCAUUAAAGAGAGAG
Onychomys torridus (southern grasshopper mouse) is the source of this 624-nucleotide messenger RNA. RefSeq names its product trafficking protein particle complex 3 like (gene Trappc3l). NCBI's taxonomy places the organism in Eukaryota, Metazoa, Chordata, Mammalia, Rodentia, Cricetidae. Gene Ontology annotation, cellular component: cytosol; cis-Golgi network membrane; TRAPP complex. Gene Ontology annotation, biological process: intra-Golgi vesicle-mediated transport; endoplasmic reticulum to Golgi vesicle-mediated transport. Bases 1 to 345 code for a protein of 114 amino acids. The transcript is spliced from 3 exons. The record is from RefSeq and is a predicted model, not a curated record.